GCGGGUGCACACUCCAGCAACGCUUGUUCGGUCGUUUUUUUUUGGACAAAAUGUUGAUAUGGCCGUGUGCUUUUACUAGUUACAUUACUUGCACUAGCCGCUUGGUAAUAGUUUAGGUAUACUCUUUCUGAUCAGCUUAUACAGCAGAGGUGAAUUGACGCCUCAAAAUUCACAUUAAUUUAGCUAGCUUGGUUACAUUAGUUGAAAGAAAUAUAUAGAGCAGUGGUUUGACUAUAGCUAACCACCUUAGCAUUCGCUUUAUAAGUGUAGUAUAGUCACAUAAAUUGCGUUCAACAUGGACAACCAAGAACAGUGCUCUCCCUCUGAAGGAUGCGUCGACCGGUCUACGCUGGUGUCGGGGGUUGGAAAGAAUAUCAAGUCAGUUUUGUGCCAACGUUGUGGAUCGAAGGUCCUCUGCCCAGGGAUGGCGGUGUUUACGGAGAAGGAGCUGUUCCUGCCCUCAAUGGGCAAGAAGACCACUAUCACCCAAUCAGAGGGAUCCGUGGAUGGGGACACACUGACUACCCACUGGUUAGUCGACGACAUGUACACUUUUGAGAAUGUGGGCUUCACAAAGGAUGUGGGGAGAAUCAAGUACCUCAUUUGUGCAGACUGUGAGAUUGGACCCAUAGGCUGGCACUGCCUGGAUGACAAAAAGAGCUUCUAUGUUGCAUUGGAAAGAGUCAAUCAUGCCUAGUGUGGCCCAUUGUAAGAACCUUGGGAAACUAAAGAGGGUGUACACAUUUGGAACUGAAGGACAAGACAGACCAACACGAACGUCAGCCGUGCGCAGUAGAUUACUUGUUGGGUGUCGACGGACAGUGCCUAUUCAACAUGUAGAGAAGUCAACAGAAAAUGGCGGAAAAUGUUCUGUGGUCAGAGGCGAUAGGACGGUCACCCACUGCGCAUGGGCAACAUGCAUUGGUCUCUCUUGUCCUUUAAUUCUUUCUGGCCUUCACUUUCCCUCUGGCUGGUGCUGGAUGACUCCUUAGUUCUUCAAAGCCAAGUGUUCUUCAAUUCCUUUGUUUAUUACUGAUCAACAAUGGUAUUGAUGUGGUUCUCUGAACAAAUGUCUUAUCAGUCUAUAAAACUGUUAAUCAAUCUAAUACUGUAACUAACCCAUAUUCAGGUGUUAUGCUUUGGUCUGAGGUUAACCCCACAGCCUUUGGAAUUGUAUUACCUGUAUAGGCCUACUUGAUAUUACUUUCUACUUUUGAAAUAUUAUCAGACUAUCUCUGAUUCUACAAAUGUGGCCCAUUUGUACUUCUACUGUUUGAAUGAUUAGUGUGCUUAUCAGCAUAGCACACCCUUCACAUUCUGAAUAAUGGGAGUGGUUGUAUUUGUUGAGUGUGCUGUAUGCAUUUGUUGCUGAUACACUUCAAGUGACAGUGUCAUGUCUGUUGAUAUGCCACAUUGGCUUUGACUGCUGCUCUACCGCUAUGUUGGCCCUCAGCUAUUGCCAUCUAACUCCAGAGGACCCCAUUAGAUCUCCACAGUCCAUGCUCAUCAUGGACUCAUCAUUUUGAUUCUCUUUCAAACGGUUAUUAACUCUGUAAAAUAAAAUGUAUCCCUGUGAUUUUUGACCUGUUAGUAAAUUCUCCAUUCUAGUUCUAGAAUGGAGUUCACCCUCAUUGACUUGACUGCAUGGGAAAUUGAAAGUCAAUUUCAAGACCCCUUUUAGCUGAUGGAAUACUUUAUCUAAUUUACACACAUUCUCUAUUGGCUAUGGCUUGUCAUUUUUACAUAUCACUUGUAAAGUCGGUGGCCCCUCUCUGUGCACCCUCCCUCACUCCAGAAUCCAAGGAACUACACCCAAUCAUCGAGCCCAUCGAGUCCAUUUAAAAAAAACAAGUCCCGGUCACCACGAGGCUUUAGUAUGAAUGCGCUCAUCUGUUUCACUUCCACUAGAAUGCAUAACUCAAAUGUAGCCUAUACUUUUGAGUACUGUAGGAUGAAUAAAUAAGAAUCUAUA
Messenger RNA from Oncorhynchus mykiss (rainbow trout), 1972 nucleotides. RefSeq names its product guanine nucleotide exchange factor MSS4. Gene Ontology annotation, cellular component: membrane; cytosol. Gene Ontology annotation, molecular function: zinc ion binding; guanyl-nucleotide exchange factor activity. Lineage: Eukaryota; Metazoa; Chordata; Actinopteri; Salmoniformes; Salmonidae. The record is from RefSeq and is a predicted model, not a curated record. Gene Ontology annotation, biological process: small GTPase-mediated signal transduction; post-Golgi vesicle-mediated transport.